AUGGAAGGAAAACCAGAAAGGGUCGUAGACUAUGAUGAGUUACUCUCAUCAGCUGGAAAAUUCGGGAAAUACCAGCUAUAUUUGUUUUUUAUUACGGGACCGUUUUAUAUAUUCGAUGUGUUUGCAUACUUCUCACAGUUAUUCAUGACCGAAGUGUCACCUAACCACUGGUGUUGGAUACCAGAGCUUGAGAACUUGACAGCGGUAGAAAGAAGAACUCUUGCUAUACCCUCGGAUCCUAAUAGCCGCUUCGGCUACUCACAAUGUUCCACAUACAACGCCAAUUGGACAGAGGUCCUUAGUACUGGACAGUACCCGAAUACAUCGUGGGCGGUACAAGAAUGUCAAUAUGGAUGGGAGUUUAAUAAAACGGAAAUUCCAUAUCCAACAAUUUCCAGUGAAUUAGGCUGGGUAUGUGAUAAAAAUAGCUACCAGGCAACGGCCCAGUCCAUCUUCUUUUUGGGAUCAAUUGUUGGAGGAUUCAUUAUUGGAUGGAUUGCUGAUAAAUACGGAAGGUUACCAGCUGCUACCAUAAGUAAUAUGAUCGGCUGUGUUGCUGGGGUGAUCAGUAUCUUCGCUAACGACAUAAUACAGUUUUCUAUCUGUAGAUUCAUAAUGGGUAUGUGCUACGACAAUUGCAUGAUGAUGACAUAUCUCUUAGUAUUAGAAUACGUGGCGCCUAAAUACAGAACGGUCAUAACUAAUUUACCAUUUGCGAUAUUCUUUACAUUCGGAGCAAUGAUCCUACCCUGGAUAGCAUUAGCGUGUAAUGACUGGAAGAUCUUAAGUUUAGCAACAAGUGUGCCUAUGGCAUUGGCUUUGUUAGCGCCUUUCAUCAUCCCAGAGAGUCCUAGGUGGUUGCUGUCAAAGAAUAGAGUAGAUGAAGCCGUCCAGAAAGUUGUUAAUAUAGGCAAAGUAAACGGUGUACCAGUUCCAGUGAAAUUGGUAGAAGAAUUUAAAGAAUCAUUCAAAAAUCAAAGGAACGAAGAAAGCACGAGUUCAUUAGAGAUUUUCCGACGUCCAUUGACAAGAAAAGUGUUCAUUUGUGUGUGUUUAGAAUAUAUGUGUUGUGUUAUUGUCUUUGAUGCAUUAUUACGGAGUAUCGGCGCCUUAGGUUUUGACUUUUUCCUGUCAUUUACUUUAAUAUCAUUUACCGAAUUCCCUUCGCUGAUUUUAAUUACAUUAACUUUAGACAUAAUAGGUCGUAAAUGGAUGUCUAUUACAUCUUUAGCUAUAUGCGCUGUUUUUUGUAUAUUAACUGCGUUUGUUGGGGAGGGUCUACCUUCCGUUAUAUGUGCGAUUAUAGCACGAUUUGCUGUUAAUAUUUCAGUAAGUGUAGGAAUGCAGUGGUGUGCAGAGGUAGUACCAACUUCUGUGAGAGGCUCCGCUGCAUCAAUAGUUCAUAUAUGUGGUUAUUUAGCAACUGGUAUAUCCCCCUACAUAGUAUAUUUAGGUAAUUUUUUUAUAUGGUUACCGCUGCUAAUCGUUGGUCUGUUAAGCAUUAUUGGGGCCUUAUGCGCAUGCGUCAUACCUGAAACUGGAGGCAAGGAAAUGCCACAAACCUUUGCGGAUGCAGAGAACAUGAUUUUAAACCAGAAGUUCUUUGAUAUACCAUGCUUAGAAAAGAAGAAGGAGAAACACGUGGCAGGUGAACAUAAUAAUUCAUUUGAAUUAAAUUAA
This is a messenger RNA of Pieris macdunnoughi, 1680 nucleotides long. NCBI's taxonomy places the organism in Eukaryota, Metazoa, Arthropoda, Insecta, Lepidoptera, Pieridae. The record is from the annotation of a GenBank genome assembly.